CUAUCUGUCUAUAUAUUACAAAUGUAAACAUUGGCCGUGUGUAGUUUGUUAUUUAUUCCGAUCGAUCGUAGCAAGCAAAAAUUAGCCAUGAAAAUUGUUGUCUGUGAAAUUAUGUAAAAUGAAAAUGAGGUCUUGGUCAAGUUUUCGAAACUGCAAAACUUCGCCGUUUGCAAUAAGCGCUUUUGUUUUCGCAGCAGUAGCUUGUGCAUGUUUAAUUAUUGCAUUAGCGAGCCCUUAUUGGCUAGUAUCAAAGCAAGAUUCAGAUUUUGUUCGAAUGGGAUUAUGGCGAAUCUGUUUCAAAAACUAUCAACAUCCUUCAUUGCAGUAUGAUAACGUAUUCGAUGGUUGUUACUCGAUACACGGCCAUAAAUCUGAAAGUAUUAGGAACUGGUUACAACCAGGAUGGUUCAUUCUGGUCCAGUGUCUAGUAACUUGUGCUACUCUGUUAGCAGUAAUUUGCAUCUGCCUAUUUGUGUAUGUAAGCUUGCAAGUGGAAAUAGAAAUAAAAAUUUUUGUCUGUGCAUUUAUGUUUGUCUUUGAAGCUGUUGCAGCACUUCUAGCAUUCCUUGGAGUUUGUGUUUUUGGACUAAUGUGUUUUGAACGAUCAUGGAUCAAAUUCCCCAAAAAUAAUAUCUUGUCUUGGGGGUAUGGAUUCUGUGUCUUAUCAACUCUUCUGCUUAGUUUUGCUGCAACUGGUCUGCUAUUCCAUAUAUUUAGGCUGCGAAAACAGUUGCAUAGGGGCAUUGUAACUUACCAUGUUCCUCUCUCAAAUCGGCAGAUGUCGGCAUGCUCUGAUUCUUUAUAAAAGUGGUCCAGAUGCACUGUCAGAAGAUAAUCACCAUAUAUGUCUGGAAAAUGCCAUGUGUUUUAUUCAAAUUACUGCUGUAUUUGUGAAAAAUAUAUAUCUAUACAAAUUUAUAAGGAAAACCAGAAAACUAUUCAGUCUAAAUACCAAUUAUAUAUUUAUAUAUACAUAUAUUGUUAUGUUUUGAUAGUGAUUUGUUAAUAUUUUGAGCUGUUGUGAUUAGCUGAUAUAUAAGUCUGUGUUGCUUUAUGUAUGUCAAGUACUUGUUUAUUGUAAAGAGCAGCUAUAUUUUUGGCAUCUCAACAAAACUUGUUUUGUUUCUUUUAUUGUGAUAUAUAUUCACACAUUUGUAUAUAUUUUUCAUAUAAGAUAUAUAUACAUAUAAUAAAUGUAUCUAUAUUGCCUGCCUUAUAUUUUUAUAUGAAA
Molecule: messenger RNA, 1231 nt
Organism: Stegodyphus dumicola
Lineage: Eukaryota; Metazoa; Arthropoda; Arachnida; Araneae; Eresidae
Biological process (GO): septate junction assembly; regulation of tube size, open tracheal system
Cellular component (GO): membrane; septate junction
Source: RefSeq, a predicted model, not a curated record